AUGGUGGACACGUUAGCAACGGAAGACUAUGUCACCAUUGCCGUGUAUUUUGGAAUUGUUUUGGCAGUUGGUUUAUGGUCCACAUUUCGUCCAAAUCGUGGAAAUGUUACUGGUUACUUUUUGGCGGGAAAAUCGAUGCACUGGAUACCAGUCGGUGCAUCAAUCUAUGCCAGUAAUAUAGGAGCUCCAAUGUUCAUUGGUUUAGCUGGAACAGCUGCUGCUUCCGGUUUGGCUGUGACUAUAUAUGAAUGGCAUGCAGUGUUUAUACUGAUAGCUCUGGGAUGGAUCUUUGUACCAGUGUAUGUAUCAAGUGGAGCGUUUACUAUGCCAGAAUACCUCAGGAAGAGAUUUGGUGGAACACGUAUUCGAAUGUACAGCUCAUUCUUUGCCCUAAUUGGAUAUAUAUUUUUCAACAUAUCUGCAGAGAUAUACUCAGGAGCAAUAUUUCUCCGACACAUACUAAAAUGGAACAUGUAUCUUUGUGUUGUUAUCAUACUAGCUGUGACAGCUGUUUUUACUAUUGUUGGUGGUCUAACAACUGUAAUGUACACCGAUGCUCUACAAUCCGUUGUUCUAAUCAUCAGCUUCAUUAUAUUAUUCGUCAUUGGUAUAGUACAAGUCGGCGGAUGGAACGAAAUGACCGAAAAGUAUAUGCACAGUGCUUCCAACUAUACACUCAGUCUGAUGAACCAGUCCCUGUACUCAUGCGGAAUGCCUCGGGAAGACGCUUUACAUAUAUUCCGAAGUGCUACGACUGGUGAUAUUCCAUGGACAGGGGCUUUAACAGGACUGUCUGUCAUGGGACUUUAUGUCUGGUGUCAAGAUCAGCUUAUAGUACAGAGAACCCUAUCAGCUCGAGACAUGAUUCAUGCUAAGGCCGGUACACUACUAGGUGGCGCUUUAAAACUUUUGGGGUUAUUUACAUUUAUUGUUCCUGGUAUGAUCAGUCGUAUAUUAUAUCCAGAUGAAAUUGCAUGUGCCGACCCAGACAAAUGUGAAGCGUUUUGUCACAAUAAAGCUGGUUGCAGCAAUUUUGCUUACCCUGUUCUCGUUCUCCGGUUGAUGCCAAUAGGUCUGAGAGGGCUGAUGCUGGCCGCGCUAUUGGCAGCUCUUAUGAGCUCACUAACAUCUAUCCUAAACAGCGCAAGCGCUAUCGCCACCAUGGAUAUUUGGAAACAGUUCCGUAAGAAGGCAACACAGGCAGAGCUAAUGGUUGUUGGCAGGGUAACUGUGAUGAUUCUAGUUGUUAUAAGUAUAGUUUGGCUACCAAUCAUGGACGCAGCCCAAGGUGGCAUGUUUUGGUUUUACUUUAUAGGAAUAAGAUCGUACUUCUUACCUCAGAUGUGUGUCAUGUUUGUUUUGGGCUUGUUUUGGAAAAGAUUGACAGAACAGGGUGCAUUUUGGGGUCUUAUGAUCAGUUUGGUGAUCGGCUUGAUCCGAAUGGUUCUAGAUUUUACAUUUGUACAGCCAUCGUGUGGAAGUGGAGAUCAAGACACCAGACCGUCAAUUAUCAGCAAAGUUGAUUUUUCACAUUUUGCCGCCAUUUUAGCCGUUUUAUGUUGUAUUUCUAUGGUAGUUAUCAGUCUUUUUACAAGACCAAGGCCGCCAAGAAAACUGAGAAGGGUGACUUGGUGGACGAAAGACGACGACGAAGACCCUGAAUUAUCUUCAGAGGAAGACGAAGAGGUAGACGAACCGAGAAUAAACAAAGAUGAAAUAAUUGAAAACAUUGGAACAGAAGUUCCUGUAUCGUUUGGACAACGCUUUUGUAAAGCAUUUAAAAACUGGGUUUGUGGAACAACAGAUGAAGUAAACAAACAUCAAUAUUUGACACAACGGGAGAUAAUCCACCUGAGACAGAUGAAAUCAAUUGAUGAAACUGCUUUCUAUCGUAAAGUGUUAAAUGGUGCUGCCAUACUUAUGUCUUUACUAACAGCAUUUCUUAUAGGCAAAUUCAGUUAG
Messenger RNA from Mytilus trossulus (common blue mussel), 1962 nucleotides. RefSeq names its product sodium/glucose cotransporter 4-like. NCBI's taxonomy places the organism in Eukaryota, Metazoa, Mollusca, Bivalvia, Mytilida, Mytilidae. The transcript is spliced from 14 exons. The coding region runs from base 1 to 1962 and encodes 653 amino acids. Gene Ontology annotation, biological process: transmembrane transport. The record is from RefSeq and is a predicted model, not a curated record. Gene Ontology annotation, molecular function: D-glucose:sodium symporter activity. Gene Ontology annotation, cellular component: plasma membrane.